Molecule: messenger RNA, 1451 nt
Organism: Aureobasidium subglaciale EXF-2481
Lineage: Eukaryota; Fungi; Ascomycota; Dothideomycetes; Dothideales; Saccotheciaceae
Exons: 3
Coding region: 423-1004 (193 amino acids)
Cellular component (GO): membrane
Source: RefSeq, a predicted model, not a curated record
AUGUGAUGUUCUUCCUGUUACAGGCGGCGGAGUGGACGUCGUCCUUGCUCAAAGAGAAGGGUGUUUGCUGGCACACGGAGAAAAGCGUCAAGAUUGCUCAACGUCACUAUGCUUUUGUUUGCUAUCUUUCCUGGCUCGGUGCUGCUCAUCGUUGACCAUAGAACCUUGCAGCAUAGAUAGCGUAAAAUGACAAUUGUGUUCGCGAAAGUAGUUGUGUUUGUACGUGCCUUAUUCAGAGUGAAUGCUGCAGUAAGUGAGUGUUUGCAUUCCGAGUGGUCCAAUAAGCAGAUUUGCAAACGACAUUCCACUCUCACCUCCGGAUCAACAGUUUUGACGUGCGAGUGCACCAGCAGCCCUCUCGGAGACACAAUAUCAAGACUACCGAGCUUCCAGCCUCAUCACACCUGCAUAUCGACGCAGAGAUGGACAUCUUCACCAGAAAGAAGGUCGGCGAAGAGCCUGGUCUAGACGCACCUAUUUUCACAACAACCGAGUCUGCCACAGCAAACCGCAAGACAGCAAUCAGCAGAUUCGGCAGAGCCGACAAGACUGAUGGCGCGCAAUCGUCUCGCUCCGGCACUGGACGUCUUGUGUCGAAGGCAAUGCGCAUCGUGCAGUUCUUGCUCGCCGUCUUGAUUCUGGGACUUGUCGCCUACGCUCUCCAUGUGUACUCCGCUCUGAUCGCGGCAAUCCUGACCAUUCUGGCCACCAUCCCGCUAGCCUUCCUGCCGCGCCUACCCGUUCUCUCAUCGCAUCCACUCUCGGCUGUACUGAUCGAUCUGUUCUUUGCGUUGUUCUGGCUGGCCAUCAUGGCCGAACUUGCUGCUUACAGUGAUGUCACUAGACCUAGAGAUCUUACGUACUACACUGGUCGUCUGAGUCAGCAGGUCAACAGCAACGCAGCCUAUGCAGCCUAUGCAGCAUACAGCGAAACCCUCCACAGACUCAGAAGAGCGUGGUCAUGCGGAGCUGCUGCUGCCGCGUUCGCUGGAAUCGAGUUGUAAGUGACGAAGGCCCUGACCAUCGCGAGCUAGUCGCUGAUGAAUGUAGUGUUCUGUUUCUGAUCAGUGCACUUCUGCCUCUUCGUGGCCGUCUUGUAGGACCUGCGACAAGAAGCGACAGUACCGGCGUACCCACGAACCAUCACGGCUCAGCCAGACACAGCGGUGCAGGAGCGUCGUUCGAGAUGCAAACGAGAAACGCUGGCCAUACUGGCCCUGCUAGUCCCACAAGCCCAGCUGCUAUGCAUGGAGCGAGCAACCCAGACGGUCAGGCCUUUGGUCAUGGCAACACAGGUAUGCUCGGAUCUGCCAACAGAAACACGUUUGUGCCUACUCCUCCUGGACAGCAUGAAGGAGUUGCUGGUAUGGGAGACAGAGGAAACAUGAUCUGAGAAAAUGCAUGGUCGAGGAAGGCAUGGCAGCCUCGGAAAGAGAAGAUCCGAUAUUUGA